AUGUCAACAGAAAAUAAUUCAGCUUUAAAAAUAGCGGCACUUGGUCGCCCAUUUCAACUUGGAAUGCUUUAUGACUAUAGAACCGACAAACUUAUUCCUGAUAUAUCAUUAUGGAAUUCGAAUCUAUCGUCUGAAUAUAUUAAUUGUCCGCCUUUAUCAUGGAACAAGUGUGAACUUUAUAUAACAGAUACGUUCACAGAGAAAGCAGAUCUAUUAACAAUUGAUAACAAUCUUAAAUUGAGUGUUCUAGCUAAUCUUGUUCAGUUAUCUGGUUCAGCAAAAUUAAUCGAUAAUCGGAAGAAAACAAAUCAUAUUCUACGAUUUAUUUUAAAAUAUUCAAUGAAAAAACAUAUUCAUGCAUUAACAAUGACUUGUAUUAAUAAAAAUUCUACAAAAUAUCAUGAAGUAUUGGAUCAUCAAAUUGCUACUCAUGUUGUUACUGAUAUUCUUUACGGUGGUGAAAUAUUUUUCAUAUUUGAUCGAAUAUUAUCUAUUAAUGAAGAUCGUACAAAUGUUGAAAAUUGUAUUAAAUUAUUUUUGAAAAAAUUCGAAACAUUUCAAAUACUCGAUAAUGGAGAAUUAAAUUGGAAAAAUCAUGAGAAAAAACUAGCUGAAACAUUAACAUGUCAGUAUUAUGGUGAUUUUCAAAUUCCAUUAAAUCCAACAACAUUUGAAGAAGUAGUUAAAUUAUAUCAAGAUUUAUCAAAAUGUUUUCAUCAAAAUACUGAUAAUACAAUAGCAAAACAAGUAUGGAUCUAUCCACUUUAUUUAUUAGAUGAAUUUCGUUUAGCAAAGAAUAAUUUUUAUCAAAUUAAUGAUGAUAUUCUCAUUAAAACUUCAGAACUUUUUGAUAAUUUAUAUCAAUUGGAAGUAACAUUAAAUGAUUUAAGAAUUAGUUUAUCAUCUAUGAAAAUGUUCUAUCGAACUGAACAACAAUUGUUAACAUAUUUUACUCGAUUACCUGAAAUUGAAAUUCAUAUGAGAAAUCAAAUGAUGCAAUUAUUACCGAAGAUUCGUGGUGGUUCUAUGAAAGAAAUAGCUCUUACUGAUCUAUUAAAAAGUCUUGAUUUGUCUUUAUCUAAUAAACAAAGAUUAAACGAUUGGAUUCAAUUUAAAACAGAUGAAAUAAAUAUAUUUAAGGAUUUUCGAAAUGAUUUAAGAAAACAAGAUAAUAUUCAUCAAUUAUCAUGUUCAUUUAUUGAAGUUCAAAAGAAUUUUAAAUCUGAAUUUAUUCUUCGUUUGAUAAUUCAUGUUACAGAAAAAAAUGAUUCAUUUUUCAAUGAAAUAUUUCAAUAUUUUAAUAAUAAUAAUAUAACAAAACCAAUAAAUCAAUAUCCAAAUAAACAUUAUUGGUUUAAUCAGAAUAAUUUUCCAUUAAUUCAAAAUCAAAUUUCGUUAUUUAUUGAAUUUGCUCGUUACAAUUAUUCUAAAACAAAUAUUGAAUUUAUUGUUAAUGAAGAAUAUGCUGAUGAAUUUCAAAUGAAUAAAGGAGUAACAUGUAUUCUUUAUCAAAAUGGUGUUCCUAUCAAUUUCGAAAUUCCAAGUAGACCAGGACAACCAUAUGCAACAAAUGUUUCAGAUCAUAGUUUAACACUUAAUUGGUCAAAACCUAUCUAUGGAAGUCAAAGUAUUCAGCAAUAUAAGAUUUAUUGUAAAAACAUUUCAAAUAAUAAAUGGAAUUUAUUGUUAACUACUUCAAAUGCAGCAUUAUCUGUACAUAUUCCGAAUCUUAUGAAAGGAAAAUAUCUAUUCAAAAUACAAGGAACUACCUUAGUGGGUGAUACGGCUUCAAGUAAUACUAGUAAUAUAAUUGGUUAG
Rotaria sp. Silwood2 is the source of this 1818-nucleotide messenger RNA. Lineage: Eukaryota; Metazoa; Rotifera; Eurotatoria; Philodinida; Philodinidae. The record is from the annotation of a GenBank genome assembly.